Molecule: messenger RNA, 294 nt
Organism: Pediculus humanus corporis (human body louse)
Lineage: Eukaryota; Metazoa; Arthropoda; Insecta; Psocodea; Pediculidae
Exons: 2
Coding region: 1-294 (97 amino acids)
Source: RefSeq, a predicted model, not a curated record
AUGGAAUUCACAACCAGGGAAAAUUCGGAUGACUAUUACAAAUCAAAAUAUUGUCUAACGAAUCCUUUGAACAACGUGCCAUGGGCGAGAGAAAACGCGGGAAAAAACGAUGAUGAAGAAAAUGGCAACAAACAAGACAAACAACCGGAAACGAAUCGUUUCGAUGAACCGACGGAACCGGAUUUGACAACUUGGGCCGCGUUGUUUUUGGAAAAUAAUCCGUCAGAAAAACUCAUCUACCAACCUAAAAAUGAAUCAAUCAUCCGCGCACAUUCCGCGUUCGAAGUUCGUUAA